This is a messenger RNA of Armigeres subalbatus, 2070 nucleotides long. RefSeq names its product guanine nucleotide-binding protein-like 3 homolog (gene Ns1). Gene Ontology annotation, molecular function: GTP binding. Bases 134 to 1963 code for a protein of 609 amino acids. The transcript is spliced from 2 exons. Lineage: Eukaryota; Metazoa; Arthropoda; Insecta; Diptera; Culicidae. The record is from RefSeq and is a predicted model, not a curated record. Gene Ontology annotation, cellular component: nucleolus.
UUUGCUCUGCUCAUUCGUUCCCCACGUUCUGUCUUGUUCUGCUGUCAUCCAGUCCUUUUGAAAACAAUCGUGAAAACGUGUUCGCGAUUAGUUCCUGAUCGCGCAUCGAAAACUGUUUUUUGGUCCGUAAAAAAUGGCUCUCAAAGCCUUAAAAUGCCGCUCUUCCAAGCGACAAAAAGCCUCGCUUCGCUACAAGAAAAUCAAAAAGAUUGCCGCUAGUAAAAAGAAGAAGGAGAAGGAGGCCAAGAAGCUGCCCAAGUUGCGGUCCAAGAAGCAGAAGUUGAUCCAAGUGCCGAAUGUGUGUCCCUUCAAGAGGGAAAUUCUGGACGAGGUUGCCGAGCACAAGCAGUUCCAGGAACGGGAAAAGGAACGCAAGAAGGAAUUGCAGAAGCAGCAACGACAGUCCGCACUGGAGGGACAGACAAUGGAAUCGAUAGCGGCGGAUGCCGAGCGACGUGGCCAGCAGUUCGACCCGACAAAGGCCGAGCCUGUGGAGGAAGAAUACGUCAAUGUGGGCAGAGGGAAGGAUUGGUCCUUGAAGGCGUAUUUCAAAGAGUUCAAAAAAGUGAUUGACGCCGCGGAUGUGAUUCUGGAAGUGGUUGAUGCUCGGGAUCCGUUGGGGACGAGAUGCUCAGAGGUGGCUCAAAUAGUGCGAGAAGCACCCGGUCAGAAGAGGUUGGUACUGAUACUGAACAAAGCGGAUUUAGUCCCGAGAGAAAAUUUGGAAAAGUGGAUGAAAUAUUUACGCAAAAGUGGUCCAGUUAUUCCGUUCAAGGCCACCACACAAACACAGAAGCACCGGAUCGGAAAUAGGAAAUUCAAAGCCUCAACUACACUGGAAUGCUCGCCUUGUAUCGGGGCAGAUUUGCUGAAGGAGUUGUUGGCAAACUACUGCCGAAGCGAUGAUAUACGAACGUCCAUCCGAGUCGGAAUUGUUGGUCUUCCAAACGUGGGCAAGAGCUCAUUGGUCAAUUCAUUGAAGCGUAAACGAGCCUGCCUGGUCGGGGCAAAGCCCGGUAUCACAAAGCAGAUGCAGGAAGUGCAAAUAGAUUCACAUGUCAAGCUUCUGGACAGCCCCGGUAUCAUCUUUCAGCGUCCCAAAGACCAAGACCGGAAUCGAUUCUUCGCACUACGAAAUGCUCAAAAAGUUACAGAAAUCGAAGAUCCUUUCCCAUUGGCCGAGGACAUUCUCAAACGUGGAACCAUGAGCUACUUCUGCAAGUUGUACGACAUUUCGGAGUUCCAUUCGACGGACGAAUUCCUAGCGAAAAAAGCCAUCAAAAUGGGUUCCUUAGCGAAGAGGGGUGUGCCUGACGUGAGGAAAGCCGCUCGUACUUUGAUCGAAGACUGGAACUGUGGAAAAAUCAAGUACUGCACUCACCCUCCUGAGGAGGGUGAAGAAGUCCACUUAAGUGCCCAACUCGUGUCGUCCGACGCCCCGGAAUUCAACUUGGAAAAUUUCGCCAACGUGCUACAAGCUCUUGGCACUGAGUACGAAGAAAGUUUCAAAAUGAAAGACAGCGACAGUGAAGAAAUGGCCGUUAUUUCCAAGGAUGAGAUCCUAACGAUGGAGCUGGACUCGCAAGGGCCGGUCAAUAUGGAACUUUCGCUGGAUGAUCAGAAGAGCAAAGCUCUGGAGAAACUCAUAUCCAAUUCCGGCAGAAUAGUCGAGGAGGAUGACGAGAGUACAACGCCCGGCAAGGGCAAAAAACGUAAAGUGAAUGACUAUGCCGAAGAGGAAAAGAAGUUCCGAAAGGAUCCAAUGUUUCAAAUCGAAGGUAAUCAGACGGUGAACAAGAACCGAAAGGCAGCACUGAAGGCGAAGAAAAAGGCAACGGCACGGAGCGAAAAUAAGAUGGCCGAUGUGGCGGAUGAGUUAGAGUCGAUUUCGCUGGGUGGCAUCGCCAAGAAGAAGAAGGCCGGUGGUGCCGGAGAUGAUUACGAUUUCGAUGUAAUGAUGUGAAAAAUUAGGGAUGAAGUCGUAGUUUUAUUGUUGCGCGGAUGUAUCUAGCAAUGAUGUGGUGUAUGAUACGAUUUAAAUAUGCAAUAAACCAUAUUUAAAAAGCGAAA